Messenger RNA from Schistosoma turkestanicum, 1758 nucleotides. NCBI's taxonomy places the organism in Eukaryota, Metazoa, Platyhelminthes, Trematoda, Strigeidida, Schistosomatidae. The record is from the annotation of a GenBank genome assembly.
UUUGAUACUGAGAGUGCUCACCGUAAAGGCGGCUGUUACAAACGUUACCGCUGAAUCUGGAGAUUUAUGGAGUAUGGAGGAUGAGUCGUUUAUGAGUGAUGUUGAAGAUUAUGUUAAGCAUCAUGAUGUGCAAAAACUUCUCAGGGACUGUGUUGUUAACUUGUGCCUAUACCGUCCCAGUAAUCCAGUAGCAUUUCUUCGUGAAUAUUUUGAGAAGCUCGAGGUUUGUAAUGUAAAGUGUACUGAUUCAUCUACUAGUCAUGUAACUGGGUCCACUUCUCAUAAACAAGUAGAACGUAAUGAAAAUUCACACACAUUUUCUACAUCAAAUACCUCCAGUCUUCCUUUCAAACGCGAGGAUAAGAGUCACGAAAGUGGUUACUUGAGUGUUGUCAUUCCCUCCGUAAGCUCUCAAAAUUGUGAUCGGUCUUCGGAGAUGAGUAACCACCGAUACUCCUGCGAUACGGAUAAUUUUAUUCCUAGUAACACUGGAAGAUGUUUAGCCGAAACUCCUUUAAAGGUUGAUGGUAGUCACGAAUUCAAUAGUUCAAAUGAGGAUGGAAAUUGUUAUGAUGGAGGAAAUGGAACGAAGGGCUUAGUAGCUGUGUCACCUUCCGGUGCUAGUUUGACUAGACGUCGAUCUCGAAGAGGAGCAGUUAGCGGCGAAGUUUAUACAGAAGAAGAUGCUGCAUCUUACGUUAAAAAGGUUGUUCCGAAAGACUAUAAAACGAUGACAGCUCUUUCAAAGGCUAUCGCCAAAAAUGUUCUAUUUUCUCAUUUAGAUGAAACAGAAAGAAGUGAUAUAUUUGAUGCCAUGUUCCCUGUACAUCGUAAUCCAGGUGAUGUGAUUAUUCAACAAGGAGAUGAAGGUGACAAUUUCUACAUUAUCGAUCAGGGUGAGGUUGAUAUCUUCCUCAACAAUGAGUAUAGUAGUACGAUUGGGGAGGGAGGUAGUUUCGGUGAGCUGGCUCUCAUCUAUGGUACACCAAGAGCAGCUACGGUUAGGGCCAAAACCGAGGUUAAAUUGUGGGGUAUUGAUCGGGAUUCUUAUAGAAGAAUAUUAAUGGGGAGCACUAUCCGUCGUCGAAAAAUGUAUCAGGAAUUCUUAUGUCGUGUACCUAUUUUAGACAAUCUUGACAAAUGGGAACGAUUGACUGUAGCAGAUGCUCUGGAGCCGGUCCGUUUUGAAGAUGGUGAAGUUGUUGUGCGUCAAGGUGAACAUGGUGAUGACUUUUUUAUCAUUACAGAGGGUACAGCUGCUGUUUUACAGAAACCAUCUGAAUCGGGUGAUCAAGUUGAGGUCGGUAAAUUGAGACCAUCAGACUAUUUUGGUGAGAUCGCUUUACUACUUGAUCGACCACGUGCAGCCACUGUUGUUGCCCAAGGUACUCUGCGUUGCGUAAAACUUGAUCGCAAGAGAUUUGAACGAGUCAUGGGUCCCUGCUCAGAUAUUUUGAAACGCAACAUAGCUAAAUACAAUAGUUACAUUUCUUUAAGUGUAUGAAUCUGCAGUUAAUCGUAGGAUACUUACAGUUUCAGAGAGGUAGUCCAACUAUUCCAAAAUGAAAGGUUGAAUCCAUUCAGUCUGAAUUCAAAGGAGCUACCAAUCUUGCAGGAAGUUUACUCAUUUAACGCUAUUGAAGGUUACUUAUUUUGCCGUGAACAUUAUCAAUGGAUACCUUAUUUACUGAUCUUUGACAUAAAUGUAUGUUACAAACGCCUUAGAUACUUUUCAAAACAAAUAUGGUUUAAUAACAG